Messenger RNA from Paramacrobiotus metropolitanus, 2354 nucleotides. RefSeq names its product RNA-binding region-containing protein 3-like. The coding region runs from base 210 to 1541 and encodes 443 amino acids. Gene Ontology annotation, cellular component: U12-type spliceosomal complex. The transcript is spliced from 11 exons. Gene Ontology annotation, biological process: mRNA splicing, via spliceosome. The record is from RefSeq and is a predicted model, not a curated record. NCBI's taxonomy places the organism in Eukaryota, Metazoa, Tardigrada, Eutardigrada, Parachela, Macrobiotidae. Gene Ontology annotation, molecular function: U12 snRNA binding; pre-mRNA intronic binding.
CAGCUGCGGCGGCUAGUAGUUUUUGCUACUUUUAUUUAUGUUUUUAUUUUAAAAUUUGUUCUGUCCCUGUUGUGACAGUGUUGUCGUUUACUUUUGUGAUAGACAUUCAAUGCUAACUCAAGCAUAGUUCUGCCACAUCGAAGGAAGCGAUCAUUAGCAAGUAAUGGGACAUCGGAAUAUUUCGCAGCUUCGUGUGUGACGCACGGAACAUGGCAGCGCCUGGGACUUAUCUCGCAAAACCAAGCAACCGGGAACACCAUGCUUUAAAAGCUCCCUAUUUUAACGAAAGCGAUUCGUUGGUUAUCAAGCAUUUACCAGAGACAUUUAGUGAAGACGAUGUCAGAAAAUUCCUGGCUGAUGCUGGUGCAGUGGAGAUCAAAUACUUUGGAUCUUCUGGCCGUUUGCGAAAUCUGGCAAUUGCAAGAUUUGACAAUCCGGACCUCGCCGUCGUGAUAAUGCAGAAACUUCAUCAGAUCAAAAUGGGCAAACGUCGCUUGGUCGUGGAAUUUGCUGAUGAGAAGCUGACAAAACAUUUGCCCAUGGUGAAAGAAAACACGGCACGUUCUUCGGACUAUGUUAUGACAGGUGAAACCUACUCUAACUAUGCGAUCCCAGUCACUUUGAAAUAUCACUAUCCACCACCUAGUCCGUCCAUCCUGACCAAUGUCAUGUACAUUAUGGCCCAAACACCGGCUUUAUACGUGCAAGUUAUGCAUUUAAUGAACAAAAUGCACCUGCCAAUUCCGUUUGGACCGCUGCUGCCACCACCAAAAAUGUUUGACAACAUUUCUGGCCGUGCUUCGGAAGCUGUUGAUGAAAUGGUCGCGGUUUCUUCUGAUUCCGAAUGCGAAACCGAAUUAGCAUCAACAGUACCACCAAGGUUAACGAAAACGAAAGAAGGUUUACCGAAGCGAAAAAAGAUUAAACUCUCUGGACUUCUGGAGACGCACGAGAUGGCACCGGUUUCAGCGUUACCUGAUCAAGACAUAUUUGACAACCCUUUUUCCGGCCAAACUCUCGCUGUCCGGCGCAUGCAUAUCGAGCCUCCGACAGCUGAACGAUUGGAAGCUGUGGCCCGCAGCAGUGGGGAUGACGACGGCGUCUCAGGGGAAGGGUUUGCUAUUUUAAAAGCACCCGAAGUUUCUCCCCAACCCGAUUGUACAGCUUCGUUUAUCAGCGCGCAAGAACUUGAUAAAUUGCGCUCGAGUGCGGAAGAACUCCUGAAACUACCGCCGUUUAAAAAGUACGACCCUGGACAACCGUCAUCUAAACUGUACUUGAAAAAUCUAGCAGAAGCAGUUGAAGAAGAGGAUCUGAAAUUUAUUUUUGGGCGGUAUGUGAACUGGAACAACAGAGUGGAAACUGAAAGUUUGGGUUCCUUUAGCUUCAGUAUUCGACUAAUGCAAGAAGGACGAAUGAAAGGGCAAGCAUUUAUUACCCUGCCUAAUCAAACCAAAGCCGCUGAAGCACUCAAAGAAGUUCAUGGAUGUCGGAUUAAAGAGAAGCCUGUUGUUGUGGUGUUCGGGAGAUCUGAUAAGUAAAGAGGAUUGCCACUUUGCAGCAGACGUUUGCUUCACGUUUGCUUAUAUGGCGAAUGCAGUUUCCGAUAAGUGGCUGCUGUGUUCUUUGCUUUUGGCGAGCUUUUGGCUAUUGAAGCUAUUACAGUUACGAAGUAAUACGGACACUGCAUGACAAAAUUUUUGAGAUGCUGAACUGACCCUUCGAAGCAGCCACGUUUUUAAUAAGCAGCAGAGAGCCCCUACAGAUGGAAACACUCGGCAAGGCGGACGCCCUGGGAAUCAGCAGGGUCGGCGGCUCCUGGUGCGAAGGACUGGAAUCCUCGAGAUGGACUAGCGGAGUGAAGGCCGUGGAGCUUUUGGCCGUAAAGGCUGCUGUGGCUUCCAGUUGAACCGGGAGAGUGGAUGGAUCAUAAAAUGUUUCCCAGGUGGCCACAAUGGCGUACGGCGCCCAGCAAACGAUCAUGCAAACUCCGACGGCAAGCGUCAUCUGUGGAAAAUAUAGGGUACAUUGCAUGAUUUGUUAUAAUCAUAUUAUGGCUGAAGGGGUUAUUAAAGGCAGAGGUAACUGGAGGUUAUCCUGAUUGCUAUAUCAUCUCGAUUUCGGAUAAUCUGUAGACUUGGUAAUUGGGUGAGGCGCGCGGAGCUGAUCGAAUAAGUACUUAUUAACAUUUUUAGCAGACCAACAAUAUGGGCUAAUGCAGCUGACAAUAAACUUACGGUAAAAUUUUGGAUCGCAGUCAUUGAGCCCCUUUAUGUGUCAUGAAGUAUCAAAUGCUACCUAAAAACUGAUACUGUAGCGGUACUUUCAAUAGAGUAGAGUUUUAUUUGUUCUUC